UCCGCAGGGGGCGGCGCGUUUACCGCCGGCUCCGGUCGCGGGGCCGGAGCCGCCCGAGCCCGUGGGCUCUGCAGACCCGUAACGCGAGAGCCCCGUUCCCAGCGCUUUCCUGGCAAGGAGAACCGGCCCAGCCGCGCUGCCUGACCGCCGCGCCUCGGCCGGGAGCUACGGCGGUGUCCAGGCCCGCCCGGAAGGGGCGGAGGCCCCGCGGUGGUGAUGGCGGACGAGGCGCUGUUCCUGCUGCUGCACAGCGAGAUGGUGGCGGGGCUGUACCGCGCCGCCGAGCAGGGCGAAGGGGAGAAUGGGCGCUGCACCACCAAGCUGGAGAGCAUGGGCUUCCGCGUCGGGCAGGGGCUCAUCGAGAGGUUUACAAAAGAUACUGCCAGGUUCAAGGAUGAAUUAGAUAUUAUGAAGUUCAUUUGCAAAGAUUUUUGGACAACUGUAUUCAAAAAACAAAUAGAUAACCUAAGGACUAAUCAUCAGGGUAUUUAUGUCCUUCAAGACAAUAAAUUUCGUCUCUUGACACAAAUGUCUGCAGGAAAGCAGUAUUUAGAACAUGCACCAAAGUAUUUAGCUUUUACCUGUGGACUAAUCCGAGGAGGCCUAUCGAAUUUGGGAAUAAAGAGUAUUGUAACAGCUGAAGUUUCAUCAAUGCCUGCAUGUAAAUUUCAGGUGAUGAUACAGAAGAUGUAGAGCACAUUCAAAUCUGGGUAUCUACCUUAAAAAAUCCUUUGUGUAUGGAUUCAGUAUCUUGGCUCAGUCUUGUAUAUAACUUGUAAAUUAUAGCAGUGUGCAGCACAAUUCCAAAAUAUGUAAUAAAUGUCAAUCGAAAUAACACUA
This is a messenger RNA of Empidonax traillii (willow flycatcher), 840 nucleotides long. It is a transcript of the gene TRAPPC6B, whose product is annotated as trafficking protein particle complex 6B. Gene Ontology annotation, cellular component: cis-Golgi network; trans-Golgi network; TRAPP complex. Gene Ontology annotation, biological process: endoplasmic reticulum to Golgi vesicle-mediated transport; regulation of GTPase activity. Lineage: Eukaryota; Metazoa; Chordata; Aves; Passeriformes; Tyrannidae. The record is from RefSeq and is a predicted model, not a curated record. The transcript has 6 exons. The coding region runs from base 217 to 693 and encodes 158 amino acids.